AUGGCCAACGAGAGUGACAACGAUUUCGAGAUGGAUAUGGAAGCAAUAUUUGUCGAUUCGGCGGCGGGGGAGAGGGACGAUCCCGCGCAGCCGGCACAAGCACGACCACCGGUGGCACAGCCAGGGCAAGGGCCACAACAGGCUAGCGGGCAGGUGCGGUUGCCGGCAAGAAGCAACCGUGAAGCGGACGAAGCACGAAAUUAUCAACGACGCGGGAAUCAUGCGGGAAGACGGGCGAGGCAGAAUUAUGCGGAGGCAUUUCUUUGCCGCAUGCUCCGAAAAUUGGCGAGUCAAGGACCAUAUCGGGCCAGGGGUCGAGGCGGCAGGCGAGGCGGACGAGGCGGUGGCUAA
This is a messenger RNA of Cephus cinctus (wheat stem sawfly), 351 nucleotides long. RefSeq lists its product as uncharacterized. Bases 1 to 351 code for a protein of 116 amino acids. NCBI's taxonomy places the organism in Eukaryota, Metazoa, Arthropoda, Insecta, Hymenoptera, Cephidae. The transcript is spliced from 3 exons. The record is from RefSeq and is a predicted model, not a curated record.